AUUUGCUUGAUUUGUUUUGUAUUGAAUUUUGUCAUGUCUUUGUCUGCACGACAUACAAUUCACAAUCAAAUUAAUAGAAAAAAUCCAUUAUAAAUCCAAAAUUCAAUGGCGACCAGUUAUGAUGUUUCGAUGACAAAUUUUGAUGGCAAUACUGGUGAUGAUGAUGAUGAUAAUAAUAUUCAUUAUAUCGCUAGUAAAUCAUUCAAUCAAUCAAUUUCUAAUGAACAACAACAACAAACUAUGAAUGGUUAUAAAAUUCUUUUUCAUAUUCCAGCACGUAAAAUUCUUAUUGGAAUAUUGAUUUUUCUCGCAAUUUUAAUUUCGCUUUUAACACUUGGUAUUAUUCUUAAUUAUUUCAUGGUUAAACAUACCAAUUGGUUUUAUCCAGAUCGACCAAAUAUUAGCCACCAACAUCAUAAUAAUAAUGAAAUUUAUUCAAUUCUUGAUACUUAUUCUAAAUAUUAUCCAAAAUUAACACGUUUAUAUACAAUUGGCUAUUCGAAUCGAAAUAAACCGAUAAAAGUAUUAGAAAUCAGUGAUCAACCUGGUGUUCAUGAACCAGGUGAAGCUGAAAUCAAACUAAUCGGCAAUAUUCAUGGUAAUGAAGUAGUUGGUCGUGAAUUAUUAUUACAUUUGAUUGAUCAUCUUUUGUCAACAUAUCAUUCAAAUUCAUCGACAAGAUCAUUAGUUGAUAAUGUACGUAUUCAUAUCGCGCCAACAAUCAAUCCUGAUGGUUAUGAAAAUGCAAACGAAGGCGAUUGUAUGGGUACUGUAGGUCGUUAUAAUGCUAAUGGAAGAGAUUUAAAUCGUAAUUUUCCCGAUCAAUUUGUAAAUAAUGAUAACAAUAAAAAACAAGAAAUCGAGACUGAAAUAGUUAUGAAAUGGACCAAACAAUAUCCAUUUGUUUUAUCUGCAUCAUUUCAUGGUGGUUCUUUAGUCGUUAAUUAUCCCUUUGAUAAUAAUAAAGAAAUGGUUAAAAAUGAAACAAAGUGUCCGGAUGAUGAUGUUUUUCGUCAUUUGUCUUUAAUCUAUUCCAAGAGUCAUCAAUAUAUGUAUAACAAUGAUGGACGUUGUCUUGAUUCAUGUGAUAAUACAGUGGAUUAUUUCUCACAAGGUAUAACAAAUGGUGCAAAAUGGUAUCCAGUUGCCGGUGGAAUGCAAGAUUGGAACUAUAUACAUGCGAAUUGUUUUGAAUUGACUAUUGAAGUUGGUUGUAAAAAAUAUCCACUAAGCAAUGAACUAGAAACUUAUUGGCAACAACAUAAAAAUUCAUUAUUAAAUCUAAUCAAUUCUACCUAUAGUGGUGUACAUGGUUUUGUUUAUGAUAAUCAUGGUCAACCGAUCGAAUCUGCUAUCAUUUCUGUCGAUGGAAUUGAUAAAAAUAUUACAACUUAUAAAACUGGGGAUUAUUGGCGUCUCUUAACACCUGAACGCCAAUACAGAAUAACAGCUUCAAAAUAUGGUUACGAUUCACAAACAUCAACAAUUUAUAUUCAUUAUUCAUAUCGGUUAGAUUUUACAUUAAAUGAGUCAAUUUUAUGA
Messenger RNA from Dermatophagoides pteronyssinus (European house dust mite), 1542 nucleotides. RefSeq names its product carboxypeptidase D-like. The record is from RefSeq and is a predicted model, not a curated record. Lineage: Eukaryota; Metazoa; Arthropoda; Arachnida; Sarcoptiformes; Pyroglyphidae. Gene Ontology annotation, molecular function: zinc ion binding; metallocarboxypeptidase activity. Gene Ontology annotation, biological process: peptide metabolic process; protein processing.